Solenopsis invicta (red fire ant) is the source of this 2859-nucleotide messenger RNA. RefSeq lists its product as uncharacterized. The coding region runs from base 606 to 1784 and encodes 392 amino acids. The transcript has 6 exons. NCBI's taxonomy places the organism in Eukaryota, Metazoa, Arthropoda, Insecta, Hymenoptera, Formicidae. The record is from RefSeq and is a predicted model, not a curated record.
ACCUCCAUACAUACACUUCGGCAAUCAGGUUUGGCGCACGCGCGCGCGCGCGCGCGCGCAGCAGGUGCAUCUCUCUCGUAGUCUGUUCCAUGUUUCGACUACUAAAAUUGGAGCAUCGGAGUGCAGACAUCGGACCUAUCGGACUGAUCGGACUGCAUCGAACUUAAGAACGACCGACAUAUCAUUUGUCGUGUGCCUGUUCAGCGGUGAAAUCUGUUAUUUGGCUUAUAAAAGGGUUAAAGAAAAGAGGGAACAAAAUAAUGCGAUUUUGUUGUUUGUGUAAAAGAAAAAGUACACAGGAUAAUAAAAUUAUUUUACAUAAGUAAGUUUACUGACAAAUGAUAAAGUACGUGUCCCUGAUAAGCUUUUCGAUAGAAAACGUUUCACAUUAGUGAAUUCACGAAUCAAGGUUUCCGAAGGAUCCGUCUAUACGUCAGAAAUGGAUUAAGGCUUGCGGAUUGCAUGAUAAAGAUGUAUCUCGUCUUCAUAUUUGCUCAAAUCACUUUGAAUUAUCUGAAAAUUUACUUGCAUUGAAGAGAUUACCUUUAGAGGCUAUACCCACUGUAGAAAAAGCUGUACCAAAUCAUCCAAUUGAAUUAUCAAAUAUGUCAACAAAUAUGUCAACAAAUAUUACAAAUGUAUUAAAAUCAUCCAAAGGGAAUGUUACAUCUCCAACUGUAUUAUACAUAAUGGAUCAAAAUAAUGUUGUUCAGUCAAUAUUGGAAGUUGCGACUCCUGAUCAUUCAUUGCCAAUAAUAGAAAGUACUUGUAUAUCCAAAUCAUCUGAAGUAAAUGUUAUAUCUCCAACGGUAUCUGACGUAAUGGACUGUGAUAAUGCUGAUAUAAUGGAAUAUGAUAAUGCUGACAUAAUGGAAUGUGAUAACGCUGUUCAGCCAAUAUCAAAAAUUUCAAUUUCUGAUCAUUCAUAUUGUGAAGCAGUUUUUUCUCCAAAAAAACGGUUGUUUGCACAGCCUAGAUAUAUUUCAGAAAUUAAUAUUAGUGAUGUUAGUUCACCAAAAAAUGCAAGAAGGCUAAUCAAUUUUAUUAAAGAAGAGGAUCGAAAGAAAUGCAGUCGAAUAAGAUGUUUAAGUGCUCAUAACAAAAGACUUCUAAAACGAGUUGCUACAUUGCAAGAAUUAGUAUCUCAUUUAAAAGAAAAAGUUUCUGAAGAUGUUGCAAAUAAUGCACUGAUUAAUAUGAGAUUGUCUAUAGACGCAAAUGAUAAUUGUGAACAAUUGAGUGAUAAGAAACAAUCAAAACAAGCCAUAUUAAAAAAGAAAGAAAAUUCACUCAUUGAAGAUGUGAGUGAACCAUUAGUGAAAUGGUUUGAAGAAAGUCCUAAGCAAAAUUUCGAGAAACUUGACCAAUUGGGCGAUAAGAAAACACAGGAACGAUUCUUAUUAAGGAAGAAAGAGGACUUACUUACGAAAGAUGUGAGUGAGAGACUAUUAGUGAAACAGCUACAAGAAAAUCCACAUUUGAAAAUCGAAGAUGAACUUGCAGAAAUGGAAGCCGCAAAAAAGGAAUAUUUUAUGGAAACUACUUCAAAACGAGUCACUACAGAUACAUCUACGUCAUCAUUCAUCAAAAAUACUGAUCAAGAAGUUGUCUUUCUGAAAACUGUUUUAAAAAAUACAAAGGCAAUCUACAAAAAUAAAAUUUUGACUCUCCAACAGAAGAUACAGAGAAAAGAUAGACGAAUUAGGCAGCUGAAGAAUAUAUUAAUAAUGUUGCAGCAGAAGAAUCUCAUUUCUGAUGAGCAUCUGAAUGCCCUGGAAGAUUGAGGUACUUUCAAUCAAUAGUUAUUGAAACAUCAAUUGUUAAAAGUAAGAAGGUAUCAAAAAGGAAAAUUCAAAAACGCUUACUAAUUUUCAUUUUUAUCAAUGUAGAUUAACUUUGAUUUAACUUUAUCUUUUUCUAGUUUUAAGAAUAAAAAGAAAUAAAAAAAGAAAUUAAAAUUAAUCUACAUUGGUGCAAAUGGAUAUAAAUGUCAAUUAAUGUUAAGUCUGAUUUUUAUAAAAAAGCUUUAGGUCAAUAGCAGAUCAUGCUAAAAGACCAUAGAUAGCACCAUAUUGAAUAUAACAAAUAAAAAUUUUAUUGGCUAUGUUCACAUAGGGCCUAAUAUUCAAUGUAGUGAAAUACGAAUAGCUAAUGAAGUUAGCUAAAGAGUAGCUAAAGAAAUUAAUUUUCUUUUAAAUUGUGUUUACGAAUUUUAGAUGAUAAAUUUUUUUUGUUAACACUAUUGACGCAAAACAAAUAUUCUAAAUUCUAUUUUAAAUGUCUUGUUUUACAAGCAUUGACAUUACUAAUGUCAUAAAAUUUCACUUUUGAUGAUACACCAUUGGCAUGAGGAUAUGAUUUAAAUGUAAUUUUUUUUUUACAUUUUAAGCACUAGAAGUUUUAAGUUUAAGAAUCAGUGGUGUUUAAUUCAUCAUGUGUUAAAAUGAAUUAUUUCCAAACCAAAAUGCAGAAUGUGCACCAAUGAUUGAGGAUGAAGACAACUUUAUUUAAUGGAGAUAUUUUAUUGAUCUCGACACACAGUUUACAAGAAAUGGUGAUACAAUGUGCUUUAAAAGAAAGUGAUAGCGAUUUACUGAAGAAAUAUAUAUAUAUAGUGUUACUUUUACUUGAAAUUUGAGAAACGUUACAAAAACAAUAAUAAAAAUUCUAAUAAAGAUAGUCUGCAAUCUAUUAUUUCCCGAGAUAUUCAACUUCUUAUUUUGUUAGUUAAAUUCUUAAUUUUCUGAAACACUAAUUACUUCAUAAUACAUGUAAUCAUAUAAAGAAUGUUAGCUGGCAAAAUAAAACACUGAACAUCUUGAAAGUGAUAGUUUACAGAGAUCUCUACUUAUUAAGAUA